AUGUUCGGCACCACCGAUCCGACCUUGCAACAGCCAGACAUCGACUAUGCACCGAACGAAGAAAAGUGGCGCGCGAGGACUGAACGUCGCUUGAAGACGGAAACAUUGGGAACUGAGCUACCCAAGGGUUUUCCUCGGAAGUUGAGUUCUCCUUUGGUGUGGGAUGGCCAAACUCUUCAGGAAGACAGCCACAAGUGGACUUACAAACUAAGCUGCGGAGACCUGGAGGAAAUCGACCAGGCUCUGAGACACUUUCAGGUUGCGCGGGGUGUUCCGGUGGACAAGUACACACGAGAAGAAAAUGCAAUCAUCUACGCCGGCCUCUCUGCUCACGUUGCACCUAUGCGGGCCCGUCAGGUUUUUGGCAAACCCUCGCAGGCUGUUCUCAUUCACGUCAAGGAUCUCAGCAAAACUGAUGAGAAAGAGUACAUUGGGGUUGGUAUGUACACUUCCGAGCUACUCACUUUUCAUACCGAUCUUGGAGAGAUUGUCUCUUUGCUUUGUCUCGAGCCUGCGGCCGAAGGAGGCGCCAGUCAGCUCGCCAGCAGCUGGCAUAUAUACAACCAUCUGGCGAGCACAAGGCCCGAUCUCAUCCAAACCCUGGCCGAUGAUUGGCCACAUGACACCCGGCCGUUACGCCUACAAAAUGAGGCCGGUCCUGCAUUAUCAACCGGCGACUACAUCAACCCCCGAGAGAGUCAUUAUUCAUUGUGUACGUCGAUUUUCACCGGAGCCCCUGAAACUCCGAGGACACAGGGGAUCCCGCCCCUUACCGAAGCACAGGCCGAGGCGCUGGAUACCCUCCAUUUUCUGGCGCAGAGAUUCCAACUGCGUCUGGAUUUCCACAAAGGGGACAUCCAGUACAUCAACAAUUUGAGUCUCCUUCAUGCUCGAGAGGCUUACACAGAUUCUCCUGAACAGCAGCGUCAUCUUAUGAGACUCUGGCUACGAGAUCCACAACUUGCGUGGGAAGUGCCAGAACCAAUGAAGCAGUCCCAUAGCCUGGCGUAUGACAAUGUGGACCCGAACACGCAGGUUUUCCCGUUGGAGCCCAGCGUGCUUAGUGCGAGACCCCGGGGCAAUAAAAUUCCCCAACCCGCCAAAAUCAAUGGUAUAAGAUGA
Aspergillus udagawae is the source of this 1122-nucleotide messenger RNA. Its product is annotated as TauD/TfdA family dioxygenase. Gene Ontology annotation, molecular function: oxidoreductase activity. Bases 1 to 1122 code for a protein of 373 amino acids. The record is from RefSeq and is a predicted model, not a curated record. Lineage: Eukaryota; Fungi; Ascomycota; Eurotiomycetes; Eurotiales; Aspergillaceae. The transcript is spliced from 4 exons.